Messenger RNA from Dryobates pubescens (Downy woodpecker), 384 nucleotides. RefSeq names its product lymphocyte antigen 6E-like. The record is from RefSeq and is a predicted model, not a curated record. Gene Ontology annotation, molecular function: acetylcholine receptor inhibitor activity. The transcript is spliced from 3 exons. NCBI's taxonomy places the organism in Eukaryota, Metazoa, Chordata, Aves, Piciformes, Picidae. Bases 1 to 384 code for a protein of 127 amino acids.
AUGAAGACUACCCUUGUCACCUUGUUGGCUGCUGUUCUUUGUGUGGAGCAAGCUUACCCAUUUAUGUGCUAUGUGUGCCAAGAAGAAGAGUCCAACAAGGACUGUUUGACCAUUUCCAUGUGUGAAAAGGAAGACAAAUACUGUAUGACCAUUCUCAAAAACAUGGAAACAAAGCCCAACAAGACUAAAUAUGUCAUUUCUAAGAUGUGUUCUCCAACGUGUCCAGCAAAAAAUCAGCAACAAAACCAAACCUACCCGAGGGUUUCAUGCUGUGAGAAGCCAUUAUGCAAUGUGAAUGGAGUCAGCAGCAAGCAAAGCAGCUAUGGAGUGCCAUUCCUGGGUGUCCUAGCCAGUAUCUCUUACAUCUUCGCAUGUGGACUCUGA